AUGAAAAGAAAAAGGCAGGAAGGGAGAGCGUCCCAACCGGAGAAAAAACAGAAAAUUUUGGAGGAACCUAUUCACGGUCCUCGACCUAUCGUUAGUCAGUUCCUUUGUUUUGCGGAAAAAUGUUUACCUUGUAAGGUGUUGUUGGAUACUGGUGCAACUGGUCCUGUUUUGUCUGCUGUUUUUGUUGAUAGUUUUGAGGUCCCGAAGGUGAAACGAGACGUCCCGGCCCGGGUAUUUGGAUUUACGGGAGAAGUUAUGAAAGGCACGGGACACGCCUUUACACAACCAUUAAUUAUAAUUUCAAGGGGGCAUCAAACACAGUUAUCAUUCGAGAUCGCCCCUCUCCCACUUGGCAUCGAUGCAAUAUUACCGAACUGGUGGUUGAAAGAACAUAAGCCGGUUAUAGGAGCAAAUGGGGAAGUUUCCUUGUAA
Morchella sextelata is the source of this 432-nucleotide messenger RNA. RefSeq lists its product as uncharacterized. Bases 1 to 432 code for a protein of 143 amino acids. Lineage: Eukaryota; Fungi; Ascomycota; Pezizomycetes; Pezizales; Morchellaceae. The record is from RefSeq and is a predicted model, not a curated record. The transcript has a single exon.